Messenger RNA from Fomitopsis serialis, 1372 nucleotides. RefSeq lists its product as uncharacterized. Bases 20 to 949 code for a protein of 309 amino acids. The transcript is spliced from 4 exons. Lineage: Eukaryota; Fungi; Basidiomycota; Agaricomycetes; Polyporales; Fomitopsidaceae. The record is from RefSeq and is a predicted model, not a curated record.
UAACUACCUUUCCAUCUCUAUGGCGUUUCCAAACAUCGUGACGGAUCCUACUUCGGUUGAUCCUACUUCGGUUGAGGGCUCCACUAUCCAUAUAGCCUCUCCGCCGUUCGACGACCCCCAGGCGGAUGUGAUCAUCCGAACGUCUGACCGCGUCGAGUUCCGCGUCGUCAAGCUCAUUCUCAGGGUGGUCUGUACAGUCUUCGCCGACAUCUUGUCAUUGCCUGUCGCACCUGAUGCAGACCCGAAUGCAGUCGACGUCACCGAGGACAGCGUUGUAAGGACUACGAUCGCUGCCGAUCAGCUCUGGCCGAUGCUCGAAGCGGCCAAGAAAUAUGAUAUGCGGGCUGUGCGGGAAGCAGUGGUGAGGGAGAUGAGACUGCGAGUCUACGCACUCGCAUGUGGCUAUGGAGUCGAAGAUGUCGCUGUCGCAGCGACGAGAGCCAGCCUUCCCCAGUCAUACGAGGAUGGCCCGUAUGUACCCGAGCUGCGAUGCGCAACGCCCGCUGCGUACUUUAGACUGGUCCAAUACCGUCGGGAAUGCGUGAAGGCAGCCGUGUCCUUUGCGGAGGACCCGCAGCUCUUCUUCCGAGAUGGGUGGAAAGACUACGUCAAAGAUUGGCUCCUGCGGUUGGAAUAUGUCAGCGAGCAACAUGAUUUUGUGUGUAGCAGCGGGAGAAACUUUGCGUUGGAAACUUGGACAUGGAACAAUCGGUCGUUCCGUGACGUACUCGAUGAGUACAUGGCACGUUCGACAGAGGCCCUCAAGGUGUUCCCUCAUAGCAGCACGGUCCUAAACCCCAUCUUCAUUGCGACCACAGUACAUGCCGCCUCAAAAUGUAUCGCUUGCAGGGGCCGUACGGAGCCCAGUGAUAUUGUGGCUUUCUCCAAGUUUCAUGCAUCUGAGAUAGAUGCAGCCAUUGCGAGGGUGAAACUCGUCAUGGAGUCCUGACAACUGUGGGAUAUCCUGGGUGCUCUCGACUUUGUCCGUGGAAUCGGACCUUACUCUCGCUCGGAAUCCAGUGUCGGACCUUCACUGUGUUCGAUUCGAACCUGAUGGGUUGAUAUCGUCCGAAAGAACCUUAAUUUUGGUACAGUGUAGGCGUAUUUAGUAUAAUCUCCAUGGUGGGGACCAAACGUACCACAAGAAAUCGGCUCUGAAAGGCUUGACUACGGCGGCAAGACCUCAUUUCACGAUGAUACCGUGUGUAUCCGCGAUGAAGUGCUAUCCGUCUCUCCAUAUCCAAACGCCCUCGGUGGUGCGUCCUUUUCGGUGAAGCCGAACUCGUACAGGAGCCCGGGGUUGCAUCCAGCACCUCAGUCGGUACUUGGCGUGCCGACCGUGACGGUAGUAGCAUUGUCGCGUCGGGCUGCU